This is a messenger RNA of Ectocarpus siliculosus, 327 nucleotides long. The record is from the annotation of a GenBank genome assembly. NCBI's taxonomy places the organism in Eukaryota, Phaeophyceae, Ectocarpales, Ectocarpaceae.
AUGAAUGACGACAAGGACGUGCUGGUUUUUGUUAUGAGUGUCUACGAGUUCGCGAAGACGUGUCCCGAGCAAACACGGGACUUUGUCUACGUUAAUUACAUCGACUCCGUCGCGUACGUGCAGCCCAAAAGGUGUUCCAGGAGGCUGGUCUCGUAUCUAGAGUCGGCAAAGAACCGUGGAUUCUACGCCGCUUACAUCUGGGCGUGCCCUGCGGAACGAGGUCAAGACUAUGUCCUUUAUCGCCACCCUGUCGACCAGAUGAUGCCCGACAAGGACCGUCUUCAGGCUUGUUGCAGAUUGAUCCACACCAACAAAAAUCAAUCGUAG